Trichoderma reesei QM6a is the source of this 1735-nucleotide messenger RNA. RefSeq lists its product as uncharacterized. Bases 1 to 1350 code for a protein of 449 amino acids. NCBI's taxonomy places the organism in Eukaryota, Fungi, Ascomycota, Sordariomycetes, Hypocreales, Hypocreaceae. The transcript is spliced from 2 exons. The record is from RefSeq and is a predicted model, not a curated record.
AUGACGGCCGAGUACGAAGGUUCCGCGCCGGCCGGCCGGGUUCAGUCGUCGAGCUCGGCCAGCCAGCAGGCGGGAGUGUUCCCAAACGGCCACCUGGGCCACCUGAACGCCGUCCAGGAGGAGGCCCUGGGGCGCUUCAAGGCCGCGCUGCAGGACAAGAAGCUGUGGCGCCCGGGGCCGCCGCCGUCGCACGACGACCAGACGCUGCUGCGGUAUCUGCGGGCGAGGCGCUGGAUCGUGGACGAUGCGCUGGCCCAGUUCAAGGACACGGAGGAGUGGCGGGCGGCGAACAACAUUGACACGCUGUACCGGACGAUUGAGCUGGACGCGUACGAGCAGAGCCGGCGAUUGUAUCCCCAAUGGACCGGCCGCCGAGACCGUCGAGGCAUCCCUCUCUACGUCUUCGAGAUCCGCACGCUCGACUCCAAAACCAUCGCAAACUACGAGAAGCAGGGCGCCAACAGCACCUUUUCACAGGCCAAGACGGACGGCAAGACGCCUCCCGGCCUGCUGCGGCUCUUUGCCCUGUACGAGAACCUGACGCGCUUCAACCAGCCCUUUUGCACACAGCUGACGGACCGCGAACACCCCGACGUGCCCGUCACCAUGAGCACCAACAUUGUUGACAUCUCGGGCGUCGGGCUCAAGCAGUUCUGGAACCUCAAGGGGCACAUGCAGGCGGCGUCGCAGCUGGCCACGGCGCAUUACCCCGAGACGCUGGACCGCAUCUUCAUCAUUGGCGCGCCCGUCUUCUUCAGCACCGUCUGGGGCUGGGUGAAGCGCUGGUUCGACCCCAUCACCGUCUCCAAGAUCUUUGUGCUUGCGCCGCACGAGGUCAAGCCCACGCUCGAGGCCUUUAUCGAGCCCCGGAACAUCCCCAAGAAGUACGGCGGCGAGCUCGACUACACCUUUGGCCAGCUGGGCAUCCCAGAUCCUGCAUGGGACGGCGUCGUGCGGUGGGAGAAGGGAUACAGCUCGUUCCCUAGCGGGCCGCUGCUGUGGGAGGACGUCCCGGGCGAGGAGAGACUGGCGUGCGUGAGGCUUGGUGCGGAGAACGGCAAGCUGGUCAGGGAGGUCAUCUGCACGCUGCCCAGGACAUGGAGCCCUCCCGAGAGGACUGUGGACGAGUCGAACCAGACAGACAGCUCGGCCACCACCUCGACGAACACGGCCGCCACGACGAUCAACGACGCCUCCGACGGGACUCAGACCACCGAAGAUACUCUCGACGAGGCCACGCAGACCGAGGGGCCUGCCGAAGCCAUCGAGAAGCUGGCUCUUGACGACGACGACGACAAGGCCAAGACGCCAGAGGUGACGCCGAUACCUGCCGCCACUGCUGCUGCAUGAACGAGCACGAGCCCCCUUUUCUGUUCUGUCACAAUUUUCUUUUUCUCUCUUCAAACAUAAUAUUCUUGGUUUAGAGCCAUUUGAGUCAUUGCAUAUGCGCAUACAGAAUGCCUCGGGUUAUUUUAUUUUUUUUUUCAUGUCCGCACUUCCUUUCCGAUGGCAUUCAUGCAAAGGAGGGAAGGCGGACCAUUUGCAUUAUGGGCUUGUCGAGCUUCGCGAGAGCUUCUUUAAUCGGUGGAGAGGAAAGAGGAGGGAAACUGGAUCAGAUGAUUCGUGAUGAAAGUCGACUCGAUUCGACCGAGAUGUGUAUGGGGACUCUGGAGUAUUUCUCAAUCGGGCUGGGAAUGUAUUACUUGGACUUGGAAUAUACCAAAUAUCUACGGAG